AUGACGUCACAAUGUGGAAUUGUAACCAUAGGCAUAGCAAAACCUCUACCGUGCAGUACCGUCGUCGGCGGAGACAAGGCCAAUGGUCCUAGUGUGCAGAGUAGCCAGGAAUGUAUUAACUCGUUAGCGUCAGAUGAACACACUGGAAUGGAUUCCUUCCAUGAAUGCCUCCAAGAAUACGGAGAAGGGUUAGAAGUAGUACAAAUAUGUUUAGAACCUGAAGAAGCUUCGAUAAAAGAUGACGAGUUAUCAGCUCUUGGAGAUUUCAGUUUUGAUGACUAUAAAAAGAUAAAAAAAGAAAUCAUCAUUGACGAUACAAAUGAAAUUAAGGUUAACGGAAUAAGUGAAAUGAAGUCAUCGAAAUCUGAUGAGUCUUUGGAUGAUCACGAUGAUGAUAUGACAAUAACUGAAGACGAUGUUUUAGUAGCACCUAGAGAAUUAACUAAUAGUAGGAGCAAAUCUGUUGAUAGAAGAGAUGAGGAUAGAGAAAAAUGCCUCUCAAAACAGCAAAGUAAAGAAAUUUCUACGUCGGAUGAAAUGGUUUUUGCUGUUACUCCAACAGGCUUGGAAAGGAUUAGUUUUGAUAAAUACUGGAAAGAAAACGGCGUAAAAAUUGAAAAGCAACUAGAAAAAGUUAAAAGUGAUGAAAGUUGGAAAGAGUGUCUCAAUUCCCCAGUUGAAGAUACAAUCAGUUUUUAUGACGCAACCACUAGAAUCUCCGUCCAGGAUGAAAACAAUGCCUUGCUGUAUAUAGAUCACGAGAUAGAUGGUUACGAAACAUGUCUGGACGAAGAUUCAUCGUCACAAAAGUUUACUGUAAAGAACGCUCGUAAAAUGAACGGAGAUACUGACAUCAAAGAGUUUAGUAAACACGAAAAGAUAGAUUCUAAAAACAAAAACAACGAUGUAAGUGCCAAAAUAGUGAACGUAGAGACUUCUAAUCAAACGGUUAGUGACGAUGUGUCGUACAGCCACCCGUACGUGCAAGAGCACAUCAUUAAACAGAUGAAGUCAUUGCGAAUAGAGCCAUUAAACGUAAAUGUUUACACUAAAAAGAAGAAACGCAGUCCUACAAAACCGUCCAAGCACGACAGUCCGAGAAUACAAUGCGUGGAGUACUAUAACGAUCAAGCAGAAUGUUUGAAGGAAAUACGACAGAAGAAACUCGAAGAAGAAGAAAAGAAACAUAAAGAGGAACAGAAGAAAAGAUUGAAGACUAAUUUUGCUGCUAUGGAGAAGAGAAUUCAGAUGAAACAACAGGCCAGUGAGGAAUCUACAGACGCUGAAACGACCUAUGAUCCUAGUUGUCAUAAGUGUUUUUUGGAGAAUUAUGCGUAUGUAAUAACCCAAGCUUAUAUGGCAGAGGCUAAUGCGUGUAAAUAUUGUGAAGUGAUUAGGGAAAUGUUGGAGGUGCCUAAGGACAGUAGUAGAAGGGGUUCGGCUCCUGCUUUGGUGAACUUAGACAGCGGGUGUUCAGAAACUGAUGAUGAAGAUCUGUUAAUGGUGCCCGUAGUGAAGGACAGGCGGAAAUCUGCUGGACCACUAAAGUUUCCAGCGUCGUCGAGGAGACCGAGUUUUGUGCCACUACCGACGAUGACCGUCACAGUAUCAUCAGAUCGUCGCACCGAGACCCUGGUGGCACAACGCUGGGGUCCGCCGCGGCAGGUCACGCUCAAGCGAUGCCCUGGAGCUCCACUGGGUGUCAGCAUCGUCGGAGGAAAGGUUGAUAUAAUUUCACACGAUGAAGAUGAAGAUGGAGAAGAGAAGGCGAUAUUUGGUAUAUUCAUCAAAAAUGUGGUACCUGAAAGUCCUGCGGGAAACAGUGGACAAUUACAAACAGGCGACAGGAUUCUGGAGGUUGAUGGAACUUGCGUAAGAUCUGCGCAGCACGAGCGUGCAGUGCAACUCAUCAAGUCUGCUGGAGACACCGUCACACUCACUGUACAGAGUCUACUUGCAUGGAACACUGACUCUUCAGACGUAGAAGCAACAACGCCUCCUGUGACUCCCAAACCGUCUGCCAGAAAAUCUCCAGCGCCUUCAAUACUGGAUAAAACACCAACUCAUGAGAUAAAAAUAACGGUAACAUCAGAAGCAGACGUAGAAAAAGACGCAGAAGAGGCAGCUGAUGAACAAGAUAAUAAAGAAGCGAAUUCUGUUGAAAAGAAGCCAGUAUAUUCUGACUCGGAGAGUAGUGAUGAAGAAGACGAAAGAGAAUUGCAGGGAAGAACUUACUCGGAUAAAGGUGUUGAGAUCGAUCGUGCUUCAGCCGGCGCAGUGAAGCGCAGCAAAGAAGAGAAAGAAGCAGACCCAGAAGAAGAAGAUGACUUCGGUUACACAACAAGUGAGUGGAAAGAUACAUUGUUCACGUUAUUUAACUUUUCAAUUUAUUUGUUUCAUGUGUAUUUUUAUGCGUGUCUUGUUGAACAUGAGCCUUGA
This is a messenger RNA of Arctia plantaginis, 2439 nucleotides long. The record is from the annotation of a GenBank genome assembly. Lineage: Eukaryota; Metazoa; Arthropoda; Insecta; Lepidoptera; Erebidae.